Molecule: messenger RNA, 3973 nt
Organism: Vitrella brassicaformis
Lineage: Eukaryota; Vitrellaceae
Source: the annotation of a GenBank genome assembly
CGACGAUGGAAGUUGGAGAUCUUUCGUGAUCUGCGGUGCGAUGGCGUCAGCAGCAGGCAGCCGGACCAUCGCUGAUGCGCUCCGCAGGUGUAAUUCCCGCGACAUUCUGGACAUGUCAUGCCGUGAGCCCGUCACCAACUCGCCCUUCGGCCACACGGCAGUGACCAAGCUGGAGAUCUUCAGGCGGAUUCGGCAGCUGGGGAUGAGGAAUGUGGCAGCUCUUGCCUGGUAUGACGACUACUCUCCGGUGGAGGACCAAUUCCUCGAGCUGCUGGUGGCCGAGGAACCUCUGUUGAAUGGGAUCGUCGUCAUGUUCCCGACAGGUGCGCACACACGAUUUCAUUGCAUUGCGGUGAUCGAGCCUUCUCAUUACGUCUUGUGGUGUCUGUCUGCAGGUGACCAGUCCGCGCUCGCCAAGCUGCGGGCAUCGUCCAUCCCCAACGUGUUCAUCGACGUCUACCUCUCACCCCGCAAUCAGCGCGGCGCUGUUGACGCAUCGUCCGGCCCCCAGACCCACCUGCAGCAGACCCUCCAGUCGAUUCUGGAGCACUUCAAGGCCAUCAGCGGGCAGCGGCAGCCACCUCCAAAUUGUGGUGUGAACCUUGAUUGGAAGUACCGCUACCACAUCUACGUCAACCUGGUGGAUCUAUGCGAUGCGCCCAUCGGCACGCCGGCCACUGAUGCCGUUAUCGCCUACCUCAAGCAUGCCAACAUCCCCAACGUGACGCACAUCUGCUUUGAGGAGUUCAGGGGCGACUGGACGCACGAGAAAUACGGCGAGGUGGCGGCCUUACUCAGGUGAAGUCUCAGACGAGGCAGCACGACUGACUGAUGGAUUGAAGGCUUCUUGUUUGUCUCCAUUCAGGUCACAUUUCCCUCGCGGCCGCUAUAAGCUGCUCGUCCACGCCCACGCUGGCGCAGUGGCCAACGACACGGGCGCGUGCACUUUGGAAGCUGUCAAGCACGGGGCGGACGGCAUCUGGUCGGCCUUUUUGCCCGACGCCGCCCAGGUUGGCCACAACGCCUCCAUUCGUUUCCUCAGUGACCUCUGGCGCUUCGACCAUCCCACUGUGGAUCACUUCUACUCAUUCGACAAAGUGAGCAGACACACACGGGCAAAGAUCGCUGAGCACUUUGGUGUGAAUUUGGUGCUUCAGAUGAUCCCACUGGCCCGCGAGCUCCAUGAGCUGAGCUUUCCGGGCGUCCCUAUCGAUCCGCGGUGCCCCAUCUACGGCGCCCAUGCGGCUGCCUGGGUCAAUCAGGCCUUCAGACACCAGGACAACUCGCCACACGCGUUCCCGGCCGAAGCGGUGGGCCACAUGCACGUUGAAGUAAUAGCACACGACACGAUUGUGCCUGUCUGCUGUGCAUUUUUGUGUCAGUUUGGCGGCUUUAAUCGAUCGCGGAUCGCUCCAAUGAUCUCCGACGACACCACAAUUGCCGGGCGAGUGGGCGAGGUGGUCGGCACGUCUUUUACCGGGCUGCCACUCGAGAGGCAGCAAGAGGUCGCUCGACGGAUACGUCGGUGUAUGCACGCCGUGCUGGCUGAUGGGCGACGCUAUGACUUCGAUCAUCCCGAGAUCGUCAAGUGGAUCUAUCAACACGUAUGUGACAACUGACAGGCCAUCAAGUCGAGCUUGUACCUCCUGUGGUGUCUUUCAGGUCUCUUUGCUGCGUGCUGAUGAGGAAGUUGCAGCUCCAUCGGCGCAGACAGAGCCUUUGCCGGCGAUCCGCGACUCGCAGCCAGUGCCUGCGACUCAAAGGUGACGAUGAGAGUGGCGAAUUGCUUCAUCCGAGUGAAUACAUCGCCUAUGUUCUUGUCAGGGUCCCUAGUGUUCCGUUGGCGUCGGACGGUGACCAUACGGACAUCGACACGGCCAUGGCUGGUGAACAGAAUAUAGAGAUCGCUCCGCAAACAAACAGGUGAGCAAACACAGUCCUCGUCACUGCACGUCCAUCAUCUCACGCUCAUGCCCCUUUCUCAGGUCAUCUGACGCAUCCGCGGAAGACGGAGAUGCAUCUGCGACACAUCUGGCCUCGCCCUCAUCCCAGCGGCGGCCACUUGCGGGUCUGCAGAGAAUCGGCACCAUCGAGCUGGGCGGCAAUCCUGAAGAGAAUCGUGCAGCGGUGGACAGACUGCGGGUAACUCAGCAGCACUAGAUGCACGGGCCAGAGAAUUCAAGCUUGCAUGUGACCUCACCGUGUGUGUGUGUGUGCUGUUCCUGUGUGCUGUAGGAUGUCCUCACAUCGCGUGGCUGCCGGCGAUCUCUCACUCAGCUGGUGGUGGCGAUGAGCUUCUGCCGCAUCAACAGCAGUGUCCUUCCCGUCUUGCAGUCCGUCGAGUCGCUGCACAGCUCGUGCUGCCGAGCCGACGCCGAUGUCGUCUUCGAGGCCCGACGUGUGGAGAGUUUCGACCUGUCGCUCUUCUACAGCGACGACUUUCCCCACAGCCCCUCCCCCCUCUUCAUGAUGGCCAUGCAGGCGGUCGCACGGAAGGCGAGACAGGUGCUCUACAUCAUCAGCCAGCACGACCUCACCCACCCCGUCGACAGCCCCAGCCAAGCGGCCAUCGACAUCGCCAAGACACUCAAAUUCGACAACGCGCAUACCGCAUUCGACGACCAACAAGUGUGUGUCCGUAAUGCCCCUGGCUUCGUCCUCCCUGCCGACACGCCCUCACCCCGCCCCGCCAUCAUCGAGUACCUGCAGCCGUUGCCAACGGACACUGAGCUGCACAUUCGCAGCCCUGUUGGCGGUGCUGCGGGUCGACUGCUGACACAGAAGAUGCGCAGGAAGGUGAGCGUGAGCUUCACGAGAAGUGUGAGUCCAGAAGACAGAAGGGGCGUGUUAGAAGGCCUGGGGGAAGAGAGGCAGGUGAGCACCGUCCGUUUCGCGAUGGGGGGGCGUUCUUCGGUAAGUCUCACUGAGGGUGCAUUCGACGGCUGGCGAUCGAAUAGUUUCCCCUCAAUUGAGUGUAUAGUCAUGGACUUAGCAGGUACGCAGUGCAGUGCAGGGGAAGUGUUCGUCGGCUGGCUGGCUGGUUCAGGUCAUCUGUGCUUUCUUGUGUGUGCAUUGUUGCCGUGUGUUUGUCAUUCAGUGCCUCGCGAGUUGGAGGCCACUGCUGCUGUCGAGCUCAUCUGCGGCGGCAUCGAGUCUGUCGUCGGUGCGGUGGGAGGCCUGGAGGAGCUGACCAUGUUUGUGCGUGGCGCCGAAGCCGCUCGCACCGCCGUUCAGCGGCUGCUUCCCACCGGCACGGAUAUCGGCAACAAUUUCACUAUCGGCACUAUCUGGGAGGUACCAUCGACCAUUGUGCUCGCUGCAAUUCGUCGCUGUUAGAGAGUGAGCAGGGCAGUGAGCCUGGGAUGUGUGUGUCUUCCAGGCUGUUUGUAGAGCACACAGCCAGACAUCGCAGUACCAUCGCUGCGACAACAAAGCGUCGCUGCAGACACCUUUUUGCUUCCCUUGCAUGAUGCUGCGUUGUCUGUUGUGCAUAUUUAUCAACGAAGUGCUACCUACCUAUGUGCCUUCGUGCAGUGCGUGUGCUGUGGCAUGCGAAGGUCGGAUUUGGCAGCCGGCGUGUGUGUUUCUGGAUGCUUGCGAGUUUAUCCAUGGUGCACUCUGUCGUGUUGGUCGCGGUGCGGAGGUGGCAUGCACAUGGGAGGAUAGCUGGCAGUGAAUUAUGUAGUUGCUAGCGUGUGAUGCUGAUGGUGAAGUUGUCACCGACCUGUGUGCCGUCGUGUAUGAGUGCCGCUUUGAUUGGUGUUCUUUUCUUGUGCAACCAUUUAUAUGACGGUCUGCACGGAUGUGUCCACGAGUCACACACGUGAAAGAGGCACGAGAGAGCCAGCCAGUUAGUGAGUGCUUGAAACGGGGUGACUGUGCAGGCAGGCAGGUGACGCAUGGCAUGCAGACAUCCAUCGAACCUCUCCCUCCCGUUUGUGUGUACCUCAUCCUCGAACGUAUGUGUAUAUCG